Molecule: messenger RNA, 237 nt
Organism: Eruca vesicaria subsp. sativa (arugula)
Lineage: Eukaryota; Viridiplantae; Streptophyta; Magnoliopsida; Brassicales; Brassicaceae
Source: the annotation of a GenBank genome assembly
AUGAGACUGCAACUAGCAUUGAAGAAAGACAGCGAAGUGGUGAUUUUUUUUCCAGUUGAUGCCCUUGAUAGGGAGCAUGUGGUACCGCUACUGCCAGCGUCUGACAAGACUAUACACCCAAUUGUAGACAUGUCAGUAGUCAAGGCCCCUCGAGUUUUCUUUAGUCAUGGUGUUAUCAAAUCCAUAACUGUUGCAUCACUUGGGGCCAGAGUUGCUGAUGCCUCCUGUAGCACAUAA